UCUGACACGUAGCUUCCCAGAGAUCGAGGGUGAAGCGGGGAGGAAGAACCUCGCGACGGUGUGAGGAGGGCAGGCGAGGGGAGGGUCGUUGCCUCGCCAGGGAAGGAGGCUUCCAGGGAAGAUAGCAAUGUCUGGAUUUGAUAAUUUCAAUACAGAGUUCUAUCAGACAAGUUACAGUAUUGAUGAUCAAGCACAACAAUAUGGAGGAGAUGCUGGAGGAGGAGCAGCAUAUAGCAAGCAGUACGGUGGCUAUGAAUAUUCUCAGCAAGGUGGAUAUGUCCCUCCAGAGAUAAUGCAGCCUCAACAGCCGUACACUGGUCAAAUUUUUCAGCCAGCACCAGCAUACACACCAUCUUCAUCACAAUCUUUCUAUGGAAGCAAUUUUGAGGAUGAACCUCCGUUACUAGAAGAACUAGGAAUAAAUUUUGACCAUAUCUGGCAGAAGACUUUAACAGUACUGCAUCCAUUAAAAGCUGCAGAUGGCAACAUUAUGAAUGAAACUGAUCUGGCAGGGCCUAUGGUCUUCUGCCUAGCCUUUGGAGCCACCUUAUUGUUGGCUGGAAAAAUUCAGUUUGGCUAUGUAUAUGGAAUUAGUGCAAUUGGAUGUCUAGGAAUGUUCUGUCUCCUGAAUCUAAUGAGUAUGACAGGGGUCUCAUUUGGUUGUGUUGCAAGUGUCCUAGGAUAUUGUCUUCUUCCUAUGAUCAUACUUUCAAGCUUUGCAGUUGUAUUUUCCCUACAGGGCAUGAUGGGAAUUAUUCUUGCUGCUGGAAUUAUUGGCUGGUGUAGUUUUUCAGCCUCCAAGCUCUUCAUUUCAGCCUUAGCAAUGGAAGGACAACAACUUCUAGUAGCUUAUCCCUGUGCUUUAUUAUAUGGAGUCUUCGCCCUCAUUUCUGUGUUUUGAGCUGACUAUCUUAAUUAUUGGACUUAAAUGAGCCGAACUUAAAGCUUUUAUUUGGGAUGUUUAAACUGGGACCAGAAAUCAACUGUUGGGCUGCUGUCUUUCAAGAUUAAUAUUUGAAUUAUUGUCUGAAGCAACAAUAACAAAGUGUACUUUUUGUGUUUAUUUUUGUAGAACUCCUAAAUACAUUUUUACAUUGACCUGUAAACACUUCAGCUUUCAAACAAGCUAAUUAUGCUGUUUAAAAUGUAAAACUCUUUGGUCCUAUAACCUGCAAAAUGUUGUUUUUGAAAACUUUUGUAGUUCAGAAAUUUUUAUUGAUAAAAGUGAAAUCAUUAACUUCUUUUCCCACAGUAAUAUACAGCAACAAAUUUAAAAAACAGAUAAACAUUUCCCAUUUUAGCAACUUAGCAAAAUAGAACAUUUCUCACAAUAAUAUUUAAUCUGAAAGCAAACACAAAAUGGAUCCCAUAUAUAAUUUUUCAGCAUUUUUAUAAUCCUCUAUUUCCUUUUCUUUACAAUCCAAAUGGCUAUCCAGGCUCAAGUUAUUGUGUUUAUUUCAUUUUAUAUAUACUUUGUAAAUAGUUCUGUCAUCUUAUAUACAUGUGGGAAGGUGCUUUUUAUGCUAAAAUUGAGAAUUCCAGUAGUUCAUCAGAAGCAGCUUGUUUUAGAAAAUAGCUUUGACAAAUAUCAGUAUUGCAGUCUAGUAUAAAACAGAUAAAAUUUUCUCAAAAUGUUCUUACAACGUUUUUUCUUUUAGUAAUUCCCUUUACUGUAAUAUUGUCCAUUACAUAAUUGCUUAGGUAUUUAUUUGAAUAAAGAUUUAUUCCCACUGAGCAAACAUUGUUUAGAUCAUGGUGUAGCAGAAUCCAUCUUAUAUUUAAGCAGUUUUAACAACUAGUGUCAUGGCCAUCAAGAAACAUUGAAUUAGGAAUCCAGCCAUAAUGACAAAAACAACGAUUUAAUUGACAUGGAAACCGUGUUCAGCAUUAAAAAAUGCAGUAAUGACUUAUCUUUAGUGUUAGGGAAUAACAAAAUGAAAUGGCUAACAUAUGUUCUUUACAAACUUAUUUUAUUACAAAAGUAGAAAUUUUAAGUAUCAUUGAGCAAUACCGAUGAACAAAUACAGCAUUUUUAAAUACUUCCAACCCCCCAUCCCUAAUUUCUGCGGAGCUCUCCAUACUGUUUUCACACAGCUUAAGAGUUGCUGUCUUACCUUUUUAAUAAACAUCUUGUCAGAA
Molecule: messenger RNA, 2139 nt
Organism: Protobothrops mucrosquamatus (brown spotted pit viper)
Lineage: Eukaryota; Metazoa; Chordata; Lepidosauria; Squamata; Viperidae
Gene: YIPF5
Product: Yip1 domain family member 5
Exons: 6
Coding region: 128-901 (257 amino acids)
Biological process (GO): endoplasmic reticulum to Golgi vesicle-mediated transport; regulation of ER to Golgi vesicle-mediated transport; vesicle fusion with Golgi apparatus
Cellular component (GO): trans-Golgi network; membrane
Source: RefSeq, a predicted model, not a curated record